AUGUUCGCAUCGCCAAUGAGCUUAACCUGGGCAUUAUUCGUCCUAGUUCUUGCCGCAUCUUCGGCGGAACACUCGGACACUGACCCAUACAUGUUAGACUCCAUCAUCCAGAAUCUGAAAUAUUUGCUCAAGGAUGUGGAGGUGAACAAAACGGGAUUCAAGGAGAUCGGUAAGGGAUUUUACUUCAUCGAGGAGAACCAAAAGCAGUCGUGGCACACAGCCCUAUCCAUUUGUCGGCGCAUGGGAGCUCAUCUGGCGACCUUUCAGUCCGAGGGGGAACUCAACGCCGUGGAUGCCGAACUUAACAUCCGCAACAACGGCUAUUGGAUUGACGCCAAUGACUUGGGCAGAGAGGGACAUUUCGUGUGCUGGACAACGGGCAGUCCCGCACCAUAUUUGAAAUGGAAGAGGGGCGAACCGAAUAACUUGUGCAACAAGGAGCACUGCGUCGAACUCUGGGAUGGUCUGAUGAACGAUGAAGACUGCACCGAUGAGCGCUAUUUCAUUUGCCAGACCGGAGAUGGAAUUUAA
This is a messenger RNA of Drosophila ananassae, 531 nucleotides long. RefSeq names its product C-type lectin 37Db. The transcript has a single exon. Gene Ontology annotation, molecular function: signaling receptor activity. NCBI's taxonomy places the organism in Eukaryota, Metazoa, Arthropoda, Insecta, Diptera, Drosophilidae. The record is from RefSeq and is a predicted model, not a curated record. The coding region runs from base 1 to 531 and encodes 176 amino acids.